AACGCUGACAGCAGCGGGCUGGUGCUGUGUCUGUAUCAGAUUAUCGAGAGUGUGUUUGGGUGUGUGUAAAGUGUCAGCUCGGCUCAGAUACUCGGAGCUGCCGGCCGGUAUAUCUCAGAAAAACAACUGGCGGAGACGUGAGAUAGUCCUCCCCACGUUUGCGGUGUUUUAUUUCGGGUUGUUCGUCUCUCUUUCGCCGUUAAACUGCCGGUGAGGUUAGCAGUUUCCGUGUUAGCUUGCGUGUAGCUAGCGGCGUUGCCAUGGUGACCCUCCGCGGUAGAGGCAGAGGGGACGCCGACCUGAGCAGCGGGCGGCCCGGGUGCUCCGGGACACAGCCGCGGAGCACACCGGAGACCCGGAAGAGGAGCGCGGUCUCCCGGCAGGAGGACUCCGGGCUGUCCAAUGGAUAUACCAGCGAGGAUGAUAAACCGAAUCACGUCGAUUCAGAAACAUGCGAGGAGGAAAAAGAAGAACGGAAACCAGAGAGAGGAAUCAUCAGGAAAAUCAGGAAAUCUCAGAGGCAUCUCGAGGGCACAGACAGGCAGGACGGGCUGAGGAGAAGCACCCGCACAACCAAACCGACAGACAGAUAUGAAGCCUCCAACAUGUUCGACGGCAUCAGCACCAACGUGGCUCGGCCCAUCCUGAACACGAUGGACUCCAUGAAGAAGAGGCUGCUCAGUAACAACGAUGAAGGAAUUUACUCUGAAGCCCAGAGGAGCAGAACUCCAGUGCUGCCACAGGGAGAUGUCAGUGACAGCGAGCAUGACGAGGUCGACGAGGACGACACAAACCCACAGCUGGCCGUAGACGAGGACAGCAGCUGCAGCGUGAGCCAGAACUUUGACGCCAAACUGAGCCAGGCCUCGUCGCUCUACCAGGGACCCAGCAACGAGUUCCCAAGAGGAACAUUCAGGAUCAGCGCCUCAGGACCGAACACGACCCGCAGAGCAGCCUUCAGACCCACAAAGAGCGCCCGCUCCAAUCAAUCUGACAACGACUCUGACGAUGACGCGCAAAACACGGGAAAAGUCCCCGGAAGCUGUCGCCCUCUCGGCCUGCGUACUGACGAUCUCUUCGGGACUCGCAGGGACAAGAUGAGAUCAGGAGUCGGUCACGCUGACAUCGAUCCCAUGGCCAUCGACCAAUCAGUGGGCUUUAAUAGCAUCGGGGGUCUGUCGUGUCACAUCUCGGCUCUGAAGGAGAUGGUCGUCUUUCCUCUUCUCUAUCCAGAGGUCUUUGACAACUUCAAGAUCCAGCCUCCCAGAGGUUGUCUCUUCUACGGACCUCCGGGGACUGGGAAAACGCUGGUCGCCCGUGCGCUGGCCAACGAGUGUAGCCAUGGCAACAGGAAGGUGUCCUUCUUCAUGAGGAAGGGAGCCGACUGCCUCAGCAAGUGGGUGGGCGAGUCAGAGCGGCAGCUGCGGCUGCUUUUUGAGCAGGCGUAUCAGAUGCGUCCCUCCAUCAUCUUCUUUGAUGAGAUCGACGGUCUAGCUCCGGUCCGGUCCAGCAGACAGGAUCAGAUCCACAGCUCCAUCGUGUCCACGCUGCUCGCCCUGAUGGACGGCCUGGACAGCCGAGGGGAGGUCGUGGUGAUCGGAGCCACGAACCGGCUGGACUCCAUCGACCCGGCACUGCGACGCCCCGGACGCUUCGACAGAGAGUUCCUGUUCGGGCUGCCGGACAGAGAGUCUCGUAAAGAGAUUCUGAAGAUCCACACGAUGCAGUGGAAACCUCCUCCGUCUGAAGACUUCCUCGAUGUACUGGCAGAGAAAUGUGUCGGUUACUGCGGUGCUGACAUCAGAGCGGUGUGCACAGAGGCGGCUCUCUGCGCCCUGAGACGCCGCUACCCUCAGAUCUACGGCACCUCCCAGAAGCUCCUCCUGGACGUCUCCUCCAUCGCCGUCAGCAGCUGCGACUUUUUAUCUGCCAUGAGGAAGAUGACACCGUCCUCCCACCGCCUCGCCGCUUCGCCUGCAAAACCUCUGUCAGCUGUGGUUCAGCCGCUGCUGGGCGCCGCCCUGCAGGACAUCCUGGAGGCUCUGCAGAGGCUGUUUCCUCACGCCCAGAAGGGGAUGAAGAGGAAGAGGGAUCCAGAUCUGACAUCUGGUGUCCUCGACGACGGCCUGAUGUGUGGGAGUGACGCAAGCUCAGGCACGUCCAGCAUCUCCACCCCCUCUUCCUCCAAGAGCUCAAAGUUCCUGCACUUUGCAAGGAGUGCAGUAAGACACCCGACGUCACACCGUCCCAGGAUGCUCCUGGCGGGUCGUCCCGGUGCCGGUCAGACCUCCCACCUGGCUCCUGCGGUCCUGCACGCUCUGGAGCGUUUCACCGUCCACAGUCUGGACUCUGCCUUGCUGUUUGGAGUGAGCAGCAGCUCCCCGGAGGAGGCCUGUGCUCAGGUGUUCAUCGAGGCCAAGCGGACAUCUCCCAGCGUCCUCUACCUGCCCCACAUCCAGCAGUGGUGGGAGAUUGCGGGGCCGGCACUGAGGGCCUCCUUCCUCAGUCUACUGGGCAGCAUCCCUUCCUUCUCCCCCAUCCUCCUCCUCGCCACCUGCAGCCUCCCCCAUCAGCAGCUGGACCCAGAGAUCCAGUCUCUGUUUCGGGAGGAGUACGGGGAGCUUUACACCGUCAGCACUCCCACCCAUCAGGAGAGGAACGUUUUCUUUCAGGACCUCAUCCUGAACCAGGCAGGCGAGGCUCCGCCCUCAAAGACAAACUCACUGACUCAGGUGAUGGAGAUCCUCCCCCUUGCUCCCCUGCCUCCCCCCCGUCUGCUACCUGAUGAGGAGCGCCGUCGUCUGGAGGAGCAGGAGGAGGACGUGCUGCGGGAGCUCCGCCUCUUCCUGCGUAACGUCACCGAGCGUCUGUCUCUGGAUCGUCGCUUCAAGGCCUUCACCAAACCGGUCGACAUAGAGGAGGUGCCGGAUUACCUGACGGUGAUCAGGAGGCCCAUGGACCUCUCCACCCUGCUGACCAACAUCGACGAGCAGAGGUACGUCACUGUGGGAGAGUUCAUGAGCGAUGCAGACCUCAUCUGGCAGAACGCCAUCGAGUACAACCCAGACAGCGACCCCAUGGACCGCCACAUCCGUCACCGGGCGUGCGCCCUGAAGGACACAGUGCACGCCAUGAUCAGAGACGAGCUGGAUGAAGACUUUGAGCGAGUCUGUGAGGACGUCAGAGAGUCCCGAAUCAGGAGAGCUUCUUGCGGCACUGAGGCACUCUCAGACAAAACUGGCGGCGUCUACAGCUCCACCAGAAGCCCCGGAGCUCGUAAGAAAAAGCGUUACAAACCGAGGAAAUCCAAGUGGAGCACCGGCAUCAUACCAAAACCCAAGAAAAAGAAGCACCCCGUCCCUGCCUCCCCUCUGUCCUCCUCCUCUCCCUCCUCGUUGUCCAGCUGGGGUAACUCUGAAUCUGACCUGUCAAAGAGCAGCUCUGGGGAGCGGGGCCAACCAUCACCCGCCACAAACGGCCGUUACGUCCACUCAAACGGCAUUGCAGAUAUGCGGAAUGGAGUCCUGAACGGGUACCACCGUCCAAAUCCAAACAGCAUCCUGAGGGUUCAAACCCGCACCUCAAAGACCCCCCUGAAGAGGAGGAGGAUGGUGAACGGGGUUUGUUUGAGAACAACAGAGAAGCGUCCCGGGUCCGAGAGCAGAGCCAACAAAGCAGCUCUGGAGCAGAUGCAGAUGUUCAGCAGAGGCAGAUCUGAGGAAAACCUGGACGAGGAAACACAGUGGCUGGUCGUCGAUCACGGCAAGCUGAGGGAUCUCCUCAGCAGAGUCGUGGUUAAAACCGACGGCGCCGAGGUGGAGCCGCUGGAGAAGCUUUACGCUCUGCUGGCUCAGAGCAUCUACAGACACAGAGACAACUACAACAAGACGCAGCUGGUUCAGGACAUGAAGAAAGAAAUCGACAGCUUCUGUUGACCAUCUGCGAGUUGAUCUUAAUAAAAACUCAGUGCAUUCAAACAGAA
Molecule: messenger RNA, 3982 nt
Organism: Labrus mixtus (cuckoo wrasse)
Lineage: Eukaryota; Metazoa; Chordata; Actinopteri; Labriformes; Labridae
Product: ATPase family AAA domain-containing protein 2-like
Exons: 28
Coding region: 261-3935 (1224 amino acids)
Biological process (GO): positive regulation of transcription by RNA polymerase II
Cellular component (GO): nucleus
Molecular function (GO): chromatin binding; histone binding; ATP hydrolysis activity
Source: RefSeq, a predicted model, not a curated record